ACUGAUAAGGCCAGUUCUCUGUAAAAGCGAGCCCAAGAGUGAAGCACUCUGUAGUUCGGGAAGCAGAAGCGAGAUUGUGGCGACGACAGUGGGAGGCAGUAACAAUGGCUUCUUGUGUUGUGACGACGACAAGCAGUUUCUGUGCUAUUUCAGAUUCUAGUAUACGUCUGAAAUCCUCCAAGCUUGCCCAUCUGAGUAAUCAGCAGAGAAGACGCUCUCUUGGGUCCCGUGGUGGUUUAAAGGUUGAAGCUUACUACGGUCUGAAGACACCUCCUUAUCCACUUGAUGCUUUGGAACCGUAUAUGAGUCGAAGAACACUAGAAGUGCACUGGGGUAAACACCAUCGAGGUUAUGUGGACAAUCUAAACAAACAGUUAGGGAAAGAUGAUAGACUCUAUGGUUACACCAUGGAAGAGCUUAUCAAGGCCACAUACAACAACGGGAAUCCUUUGCCUGAGUUCAACAACGCUGCGCAGGUCUAUAACCAUGAUUUCUUCUGGGAGUCGAUGCAACCUGGUGGUGGAGACAUGCCUGAAAAGGGUGUUCUUGAGCAGAUUGAGAAAGAUUUCGGUUCUUUCACAAACUUCAGAGAAAAGUUCACUAAUUCAGCUCUUACUCAGUUUGGUUCUGGCUGGGUCUGGCUCGUCUUGAAGAGGGAAGAGAGAAGACUUGAGGUGGUCAAAACCUCAAACGCCAUUAACCCACUCGUGUGGGAUGAUAUUCCAAUCAUCAGCUUGGAUGUGUGGGAGCACUCUUAUUAUCUGGACUACAAGAAUGAGAGGGCUAAGUACAUAAACACGUUUCUGAACCAUUUGGUGUCGUGGAACGCUGCCAUGAGUAGAAUGGCUCGUGCAGAGGCGUUUGUGAAUCUUGGUGAACCCAACAUCCCAAUUGCUUGAAACUCUUUUUGUGAGAGACGAUGUGAAAGCAAAAAAAAAAGCAAGUCCUUAUAAACUUGGGCAGUCUCAUUUUUGCCACAGAGAUCCCAACCAACAAACAAGAGCUUUUCAUGUGACUGAUGUUUUUUGUACUUUGUAAUUCAGCGAUAGUUUUAUCUUCUUUUGCCUUUGAGAGAAUCUUAGAUGCCACAUACAGUCUCUUUUGUUAUUUACUUGAUUAAAAAAAAAGUAUUUGCUCAGUGAUUUUCCUUAACAGCCAAGUUAAAAGUGAUGUACAUUACAAUUGCCCCUUCAUGGGUUAAAAAAAAAAAGCUGUUCAGCUUUCAUA
This is a messenger RNA of Thlaspi arvense, 1227 nucleotides long. NCBI's taxonomy places the organism in Eukaryota, Viridiplantae, Streptophyta, Magnoliopsida, Brassicales, Brassicaceae. The record is from the annotation of a GenBank genome assembly.